AUGGGUCAUCGCAGGAUCACAUGGGGCCAUGUGAGGUCAAUGAUGGGUCAUCAAUACCUGGACAAGUAUGGCUGGACAGAGCCGGUGAACUGGGAGGACCUUGCCUACCAGGGGGUCUCAGUGCCGCUGGACAACGACCCCCCACCCAUGAACGUCUCUGGGCUCCUGCUCGAAGGUCACUACGGCCGCCGACAGCUCCAGGAGCAGCAGGAGAGCCAGCAGAUGCUGGCCAAGUACACCAGCGCCCUGCUGAGGUUCCAGAAGGCCAACGGGCUGCCCGCCUCUGGGGUCCUGGACCAGGCCACCAAGGAGGCCAUGAACAUGCCCCGCUGUGGUGUGCCAGACCACAAGGCCCACGACAAUGACUCCAACGUCCUGAACACCACCCGCAUGUCCGGACUGGGCUACGGACUGCCGCCGGAUCCCUCGAGGGUGGGGGCAACCUCACUUCCAUCAUCAGCAUCAGCCCACCCAACCGCACCGAGGUGUCCCACAGCAGGACCCAGCGCCAGCGUGAUGGCCCUGUCCCCACAGUGUCCCAGCUCACUCCACAGACACCUCCCAACACAGGGUCCCGUCCAACAUCACACAGAGCGCCAGCCAAAGGCCAACCCAACCAAUCAGAAACAGCAACAAGGGCCGGCUCAACCAACGGUGACCACCAGCCGACGUCAACUCAACCAAUCAGAGAACAGCGUGCAAAGCCAACUCAACCAAUCGGGGAACAACGACAAGAGUCAUCUCAACCAAUGGCAGACCACCAGCCAAGGUCAACUCAACCAAUCAGAGACCUCUGGCCAAGGCAAAUUCAACCAAUCGAGUGUGGGCGGUCAAGGUCAGCUCUCGGGGCAAGGCGGGGCUGACCACCAGGAGACAAGCGCCAGACCAAUGGGGGGUGGAGAGCGGGCGGAGCACGGGAGCAGGAGGCGGACCAUCCGCUGGCUGGUGGAGCAGAUGCGGAGGAGGCGCGCGGCCUCGGACCUCCUGGACAACACCUUCCCCCAGCUGGCCUUCACCAAGUCCCGGCUGAGGUGGCGCAUUCUGGACGAAGGCUACAGCUCGCAGCUGACCAUCGACGAUCAGAAGAUGAUCUUGCGCCUCGCCUUCCGUAUGUGGAGUGAGGUCACGCCGCUGAUAUUCAUCGAAGACCUGACGUCACCGGCCUCCGAGAUAGACAUCAAGCUGGGCUUCGGCACAAGUGAGGACAUUCACUGUCCCAUCACACUCACCCCUCACAGGGGAGUCAGUAAACAGCAGCACGCGGGGACGGGUCAGCACCCAGGGUAUCCCGGGAGAGGCACACUGGGCUGCUCGCAGGUGUUUGACGGGAACGGGCAGGAGUACGCCCACGCCUGGCGCCUGGGGGACGUCCACUUCGACGACGACGAGCACUUUGUCAAACCUUCCAGCAGCGAAGGCAUCAGCCUCCUGACGGUGGCUGUUCACGAGAUCGGUCAUGUGCUGGGACUGCCCCACAUCAGGCGGCCUGGCUCCAUAAUGCACCCAAACUACAUCCCGCAGGAAUCCAAGGACCUGGAGCUGGACUGGUACGAUCGGAAGGCCAUCCAACAGAUCUACGGGGUGUGUGAGGGCAGCUUCAACACAGUGUUCGACUGGGUACGGCAGGAGGAGAACGAAUUCGGUGAGGUCACCUAUCGCUUCAACACCUACUUCAUGCGCCACGGCUGGUACUGGAUGUACGAGAACCGGUUCAACAGGACCCGCUAUGGCGACCCCAUCCCGCUGGUGGUGGGCUGGCGGGGCCUGCCCUCCUCUGACAUCGAUGGCUUCGUCCACAUCUGGACCUGGAACAGGGACAUCACCCUGUUCUUCAAAGGGACCCUGUACUGGCAGUACGACAACGACAACGACCGGGUGUACAGCGAGGACCCUCAGGGGAACCGGUUCCCCCGCCCCAUCGCUCAGGCCUUCCCCGGCAUCGAGGGGCCCAUCGACACCGUCUACUUCGACAAGAGGGACCACUGCCUGUACCUUCUUCAAAGGGUGACGGCCUUCAGUGUGGACCUGAACGCCACGGUGCCCGGGUACCCCAAGAGGAUCAUCGACGUCUUCCCGCCCAUUGUCAAGGGCAACCACCCGCUGGGCCACCUGGACGCGGCCUACUACUCCUACACCCACACCGCCACCUUCAUCUUCAAGGACACGGUGUACUGGAGAGUGAUCAACGAGGAGGACCGGGAGAACAACGCCUCGCUGCCCCUCAAUGGCCUGCUACCCCACCACCGCAUCGCCGAGCACUGGCAUGACAUCUGUGAGGUGGACGGCUCGUGGGCACCGGGCCGACAGUAGGGGAGGGCGGCCCACACGCGGACCCCCGCCUCCUCCUCACCGCCCCACCCACUACAUGGCAAGGCAGAUCCACCUACAGACCUACGCUCCACCUCUGACCUUCUCCCUGUGACCCCAACCUUCUGAUGGAUCUCCUGUGUUGCCCACAGUGAACCAAUCACCAAUGCCCAUCGUGCCUCGUCAAAGUUCACAGGACAAUCCUCUCUUCUGCAUGCUUAGGGUUAGAGGACAGAGGGUCAGAGGUCACACACAAUGUAAUUCCUUCCAGUCCACCAGCCCUCAGAGAGCUUCACCCUGUGUCUGACCCCGGGAGUGUGUGAUGGGACGGUGUGGAGGGAGCUUCACCCUGUGUCUGACCCCGGGAGGGUGUGAUGGGACGGUGUGGAGGGAGCUUCACCCUGUGUCUGACCCCGGGAGGGUGUGAUGGGACGGUGUGGAGGGAGCUUCACCCUGUGUCUGACACCGGGAGGGUGUGAUGGGACGGUGUGGAGGGAGCUUCACCCUGU
Molecule: messenger RNA, 2816 nt
Organism: Pristis pectinata (smalltooth sawfish)
Lineage: Eukaryota; Metazoa; Chordata; Chondrichthyes; Rhinopristiformes; Pristidae
Product: matrix metalloproteinase-21-like
Biological process (GO): extracellular matrix organization; collagen catabolic process; proteolysis
Cellular component (GO): extracellular matrix
Molecular function (GO): metalloendopeptidase activity; zinc ion binding
Source: RefSeq, a predicted model, not a curated record